This is a messenger RNA of Sphenostylis stenocarpa, 2187 nucleotides long. Lineage: Eukaryota; Viridiplantae; Streptophyta; Magnoliopsida; Fabales; Fabaceae. The record is from the annotation of a GenBank genome assembly.
AUGGGUGCUACCAACUCCAGACCAGAAAAGAAUGAAGCCUUGAGUUUGUGCAGGGAAAGAAAGCGGUUCAUCAAGGUGGCUAUUGAUUCAAGAUAUGCUUUAGCAGCUGCACAUGUUUCUUACAUUCAAUCUCUUCGAAACAUUGGCAUUGCUCUUCGCAGGUAUGCUGAGGCUGAGGUGGUAGAGUCAUCUCUGUCUACAUCUGACAAAACCCCUUCUCAAACUAGUUACCCUUCUCCAUCACCUUCACAUGUUGCUGAGGUUGAGGUUUCGGAUUCACCUUUGCACAAUGAGAGUCCUCUGGCCUCCACUCUUAGUUACAUGAGGUCAGGGGGUAGUGCUGCUGUUACUGUUACAGUCAAUGCUUGUGGUAACAUCAAUUAUUUAGAUGAUGAAUCCUCUGUGGUUCCAAUGCCUCCACCUCCUCCACCUCCUCCCGAGUCAGGUGCAUCUUGGGAUUUCUUUGAUCCUGGGGAGGAUAGUGAGAGCUUCAGGUUUGCAGUGCAUUGUAGUGAGUCCAGAGAGUGUAGGGACGAAGAAAAUGGUGACCAAUGGCUACAUAUUGGUUCAGAUGGGCAUUGCAUGAGGCAACCCAACCAGGAUGAGAAGUUUGGAAACUUAAGCAGUGCUGCAACAGGGAAUGAGUGUGACAGCUCUUAUGCACACUGCCUUGAUCAUUCAAUUGUUUCAAGAGGAGUGGAAGGUGGCAAACAAAUGGUUGACGGAGAAGUGAGAGAGCUAGAGUUGCCAAGUGCUGCAAGUGAUGUAAGCCGGACUGUUGCAGACAAGGGUGCCGGUGGAAGAUCCGGUUCAAAGAAGGAGAAGAACAUGGCUGGAAAAAAUGUGUGCACAGAAAGAGAGGAUCCUUCAGAGUUCAUCACCCACAGAGCUAAAGAUUUUCUCUCUAGCAUAAAGGAUAUAGAGCAUCGGUUCAUUCGUGCUUCUGAAUCUGGUAGGGAGGUCUUGAAGUUGUUAGAAGCAAACAAAAUCAAGGUGGGAUAUUCUGAAGCCAAAGUGAAAUCAUCUACCAUGGCUAUGCUGUCAGCUUUCCAGCCUGUUUGUUGCGGUGGAAAUGCUUCACCUGUUUUUCAAGAACCUGCCCAAAAAAUUAUUAGUUGGAAAAGGACAGCAUCUUCUCGAUCAUCCUCAUCCCGGAAUGCUUUGGCUGCAAAAACAAAGGAAGAUGUUGAUGAGAGUGCAAGUGACUUUGUUGAAGAAUUCUGCAUGAUUGCUGGCAGCCAUUCAUCCACUCUUGACAGACUAUAUGCAUGGGAGCGAAAACUCUAUGAUGAAGUAAAGGCUAGUGAAUCCAUCAUGAAGGAAUAUGAUCGAAAAUGUCACAAGCUAAGGCAUCAAUUUGCAAAAGAUCAAGGCACUCAUGCGAUUGACAAGACCCGGUCAGUUGUGAAGGAUCUGCAUUCACGGUUAAGAGUGGCUAUAUAUUCUGUUGAUUCAAUAUCUAAAAGAAUUGAGAGAAUGAGAGAUGAAGAAUUGCUCCCACAACUUUCAGAAUUAACAGAAGGAUUGAUCAGAAUGUGGAAGGCUAUGCUUGAAUGUCAUCAUGCACAGUACAUCACCAUCUCCUUGGCAUAUCAUUCAAGGAGCUCAACAGGAACCUUGCAAGGAGACGUGCGCCGAGAGAUAAUGACUCGGCUGCUAGAAGAAGUUGAGUUCUUUGGUUUGAGUUUUGUCAACUGGAUUAACAGCCUCACUUCAUAUGUGGAAGCUCUCAAUGCAUGGCUACAAAACUGUAUACUGCUACCAAGGGAGCGUUCCAAGAGCAGAAGACCGUUCUCCCCUCGCCGAGUUCUGGCACCGCCUAUAUUUGUUCUCUGUCGUGACUGGUCUGCUGGGAUCAAGGCUUUACCCUCUGAGGAGCUAAGUCAGGCAAUCAUAAACUUUUUGUCUGAUCUUCACCUGCGGACGGAGCACCAGAAUGAACAACUUCUCAAGAAACAGAAUUCUGCUAAUGCUAGAACUGCAGAAACCGAGAGCAAAACUAAUGAAGAGAAUGAAGAUGAGUCUGCAAAUUUGAGCUGCAUUCAUGCAAGAGUAACCAAGGUUCUUGAUCGACUUACCAAAUUUUCUGAGGCAUCAUUGAAAAUGUAUGAAGAUAUCAGGCAAAAAAGUGAAGCAGCUCGAAAUGCAUAUCAUAAUUGCAGAACUAUCAGGGCUGAAAAAGUUUAA